This is a messenger RNA of Phaedon cochleariae (mustard beetle), 2278 nucleotides long. The record is from the annotation of a GenBank genome assembly. Lineage: Eukaryota; Metazoa; Arthropoda; Insecta; Coleoptera; Chrysomelidae.
GAACUGUUGGGGCUUCAUAGUGAACCUUAUCAAAAUUUGUAUUGUUCUUCAAAUAGCCUUUCACAAUAUUUACCUACUUACUACCACUAAGCCGCAGUCUGACGAAUAGUGGAGAAAUUAUCAAGUAUUUAACUUAGUUUUACAACCAAUUGUGCGUGCAUAUUAGAAUAAGAUAAUGUCUUCUCAGUAAGAUCAUUGACCAUUAUAUUGUGUUUCAUGUUGAAAUUAUUGAAAUAUGACGGGAACGAAGAAUGGAGAAGAAUCCCAAAUGUCAAUUUUCAAGGCGAAUGGAUCAGCAAUAACUAAUGGUGAAUCGGAACAUCUUUCAUCAACAGAAAUUGUCAAAAAGCGAAGAAGAACUUAUUCAAGAUGGUCACCAACUGAUGAAGGAGUAACAUUGGCAUGGAACAACCUGUCUGUUUAUGCACAAUCGAAAAAACAUGGAAAACCUUUCCUGAAGCGUAUCAUAAAUGGAGUAAGUGGAGCUAUAAAACCCGGAAGCUUAGUAGCCCUGAUGGGUUCAAGUGGUGCUGGAAAAAGUUCGCUUAUGUCAUCAUUAGCAUAUAGAACUACAGCUGGUCUUCGAGUUGAUGGUGAUAUAUUGAUCAAUGGAAGAGAGAUUGGAGAUUACAUGAGACAUUUAAGCGGUUUCAUGCAUCAAGAAGACAUAUUUCUACCGUAUUUGACAGUCUGGGAACAUAUGAAUAUAAUGGCGAAUUUGAAACUCGAUAGAAGAUUGUCUCCUUGGGAGAAGACGAAUAAAAUAUAUGACAUCCUGAGGCACCUAGGCCUACUCAAGUGUCUGCACAGCAGAAUUGGAGGUAUCGAUCAAAAUAAAGCUUUAUCAGGAGGAGAAAAGAAGCGAUUGGCAUUUGCGACUGAACUCAUCACUGAUCCAGAAAUCCUCUUCUGCGACGAACCCACCACAGGUCUAGACUCUUAUUCUGCACAAAAACUGGUCACGAUCAUGAACAGUAUGGCUGCACAAGGCAAAACGAUUGUCAGUACUAUACAUCAGCCAUCUUCAGACAUAUUUGCGAUGUUCAGUCAGUUGAUCCUGGUAGCAGAUGGCAGGAUCGCUUACAUGGGAUCCACUGGACAUGCAUUAGAUUUUUUUGAAAGGAUGGGGUACAAAUGUCCAAGCUCUUUUGGUCCAGCAGAUUUCUUCAUCAAAACCAUAUCUGUUACUCCUGGAUACGAGGAUAACAGUAGGCAAACUAUAAAGAGAAUUUGUGAUAACUACAUCGUCAGCGACUAUGCCAAAGAAGUUGAAAUUGUGAUGCAGUACGAGUUCCACAUCGGUAAAACAGUCGUGGAUAGACGAUAUGAGCUGAGGAAAGAUUUCAAAGCAGUGUACUGGCAUGUCAAGCUGUUCUGGCUCAUCCACAGGUGGUUUCUAGAAAUACUGAGGCAACCUUCCUUCACAUUGUGGAAACUUUUUCAAAGACUGAUUAUUGCAUUGAUCGUCGGACUCUGCUACUUCGGGACCAAUGCUCGUUCACAAAGUGGAAUACAGUCAGUCCAAGGAAUUAUUUUUAUGUUCGUCACUGAGAACACUUUCAAUCCGAUGUAUUCGGUACUGGCGCAGUUUCCCGAAACAAAGCCUCUUUUCCUGAGAGAAUACAAAUCGGGGCUCUACAGUCCUUCGUUGUACUAUGUGUCAAGAAUACUUGCUCUGAUUCCAGGAUUCAUCGUCGAACCAAUGCUAUUCGUCGUGCUUGCUUAUUGGUUAUCUGGAUUGAGAGCGUCAUUUUAUGCAUUCAUGAUGACAACUUUAAUAACUGUCCUCACAAUGAAUGUGUCUUCUGCAUGUGGUAUAAUGUUCUCUAAUGCAUUUGCAUCAGUUCCCGCUUCCUUGGCCUACCUAGUUCCAUUCGACUACGUUCUGAUGAUCACUUCAGGAUUAUUCAUCAGACUGAGCACCCUACCGAGUAUAUUGACGUGGACGAAGUAUGUGUCUUGGAUGAUGUACUCAACCGAAGCAUUGAGCAUUCUUCAAUGGCAAGGAGUAUCAAAUAUUACAUGCGAGAAUGAACUACCAGGAGUGCUCUGUAUAACCGAAGGUACAGCUGUCCUAGAGAAAUACAGUUUUGCUGAAAGAAGACUCUCCCAAAACAUAUGGGGUUUGGUGAUCCUAAUGUUUAUUUUCUAUAUAUUGGGUUACUUUCUCUUGUACAGGAAAGUAAAGAAGCUUUGAAGUAGUUCUUGAUGAUGUGUAACACCUAGAUAAUUUCGAAUCGGUAACAAAGAAGAUAUAUGUGAGAGGACUGGAAAAUAA